AGAGAUCCAAACAGUAAAGAAGUGAGAAAGAAGAAAAUUCCCGUUACAUUUUUUGCGGAGCAAACUGUAACUGCUCCGGAAGAGAUAAAAACGGACCCAGCAGUUCCAGAAGAUUCAGAUGAUGAUAUCAUAAGAGCACCUAAAGCGCAUAUAAGAAGAAAGUCAAGAGGCUUUGUUGAGGACGAUGUUGGAUACACUCAAAAAUCGCAGGAGCAAGCAGUUCCUAUGAGAGCAGUGAAGGCCAAUGUCGGUCCAGGUCAAGUGGAAGAGAAAUCAGUCAGCGGAGAAGAAGCAUCACGCAGUCUGUCAGGUAUAGGUUCAAUGUCUCGUUUCUAG
This is a messenger RNA of Strongylus vulgaris, 336 nucleotides long. The record is from the annotation of a GenBank genome assembly. Lineage: Eukaryota; Metazoa; Nematoda; Chromadorea; Rhabditida; Strongylidae.